CCGAUAUUUAUGUCGAGUAUUCUUGAGUUCGCUUUGCACUCUGGGAGGUUUGUCCUCUUCAGAUGUCAUUGUAAAUUCUACUGUAUUUGAAAAGUAAUAUAAAAUCGGUAUGUCUGGAUACACAGCGGAUGAAAAACUCCGCUUUGAGCAGUUAGCAAAGCUUCGGCGGCAAUGGCUUAAAGAUCAGGAGCUCAGCCCUCGAGAGCCCGUCACUGCACCCAAAACACCCGGCCGCAUCGAGCGAUUCUGGGCUGGAUUCCUGGAGCCCAAGACACUCUGGAGACUUUAUACAUUUAAAGCCUAUAAUGCCAGUGUUUUUGCCAUCACGCGGAUUCUGAUCCCAGCCUGGGUCGUGCAUUACUAUAUGAAGUACCACGUCGCUAAAAGGCCAUAUGGAAUUGUUGAGCUAAAACCCAGACUGUUUCCUGGAGACACAAUUUUGGAAACAGGGGAAGUUGUCCCAGAUCUUCCUGAAGCAGAGGGUCAUGGUCAUCAUUAAAGAUGACCAUGAUGACUGUUUCACUGGUUGUAAAAUUAAUGUUUGAGUGAAUACUAUGUCAAUAAAAUUUAUUAUACAGA
Molecule: messenger RNA, 579 nt
Organism: Megalobrama amblycephala (Wuchang bream)
Lineage: Eukaryota; Metazoa; Chordata; Actinopteri; Cypriniformes; Xenocyprididae
Gene: ndufb6
Product: NADH:ubiquinone oxidoreductase subunit B
Exons: 4
Coding region: 110-499 (129 amino acids)
Biological process (GO): mitochondrial electron transport, NADH to ubiquinone; mitochondrial ATP synthesis coupled electron transport
Source: RefSeq, a predicted model, not a curated record